Messenger RNA from Homalodisca vitripennis (glassy-winged sharpshooter), 348 nucleotides. Its product is annotated as ctenidin-3-like. The transcript has a single exon. The record is from RefSeq and is a predicted model, not a curated record. Lineage: Eukaryota; Metazoa; Arthropoda; Insecta; Hemiptera; Cicadellidae. The coding region runs from base 1 to 348 and encodes 115 amino acids.
AUGGCGUCGUCACAAGAUAUAGUCGGCAUCGGGGGCUCUGGAGUCAGCUGUAUAGAGUCGGUUCGCGGUGGCGGUGACGGUGAUGGUGGCGGCGGCGGUGGCAGUGACGGCUACGGAGACGGUGGCGGAGGUAGCGCUAGUAACGGCGACAGUGACGGUGGCGGCGGCGGCGGCGGCGACGGCAGUGCGGGUAUCAGGAUCAACCUCAGCCUUCUUGGCCGCAGCAGUCGAGGCGCUCAACCCGCCAAGAGCCUCCACGAUGAGUCUGGCCAGCUGCCACUUCCCUCUAGUGUGGAGAUGCAUUCCGUGCCUCGUGAAGUGCUUCCGCUGCUGUCUGUUCAUACCUAG